AUGACUGAAGAAGAUGAAGAAAAAGAAGAUGGUAGUGGUGGUGGUAAGGAAGGAAUGGUGGUGGGUGGUGGGUGGUGGGUGGGUGGGAAGGAUUUAGACAUGCUGAAGAUGGUUAAAGAUACUGACUUUUUCUUUAAGCAUCUAUGGGCGAAGUUGUCUUUCAAGAAUUGUGUCACCAAAAAAGAGUUGUAUAAUGACAAAUGCAAUAAAAACGAUGAACAAGAAGAAUCUAUGUACAACUUGAUGGAAAUGUUCAGAGAAGGAGGCUCCACCUCGAGACCUCCUAUGCUGGAAGGAGCCAAUUAUCCAUACUGGAAAACCAAGAUCCGUGCUUUCUUGAGAGCUGUUGAUGAAAGAGUCUGGAUGUCCAUAGAAGAAGGGUGGUGGAAACCAACGAUGAUGGAGAAUGAAAUCGUCAUACCCAAACCAAUGAGUCAAUGGACCACUGUUGAAAUGGAAAGAGCGAAUUUCAACUCAAAGGCUCUUCAUGCCUUGUUCAACGCUGUCUCCACUAACCAGUUGAAGGUUAUAGCCAAUUGUGAAAUUGCUAAGGAAGUUUGGGAGAAGCUAAAGAUUAAGAACGAGGGAACUGAUGCUGUCAAGAAAUCAAGGCUGCGUGCCUUGGCAAAGGCUUUCGAAAAUCUCACCAUGGAGGAGGAUGAGUCUGUGGCUGAAUUCCAUGCAAAACUUUGUGACAUCUCUAAUGAAUCAUAUGCUCUGGGGAAAACUUACUCUAACUCGAAAGCGGUUCGAAAGGUGCUUGGUGUCCUCCCCAGAAGAUUCAUGUCCAAAGUUACCUCUAUCGAAGAAAUGAGAAACAUUGAGGAACUCGAUCUUGACGAACUCAUCGGGUCAUUACAAAACUAUGAGCUAUCACUGUCUAGGUGGAAGAAAACCAAGAAACAAAAGGAGAUGGUGAAAGAAAAAUCAGAGGUUGGCAUUGCACUUAUUCACCAAGAAAACAAAAAACCUGUUCUAGAGGACUUAAAUGGCAUUACAGAUGAAACUGUUGCCAUGUUAACAAGAAACUAUGCAAAGUUCUUGAAAAAGAACUACAGGAAAAAUUCACCAGCUGACAAAGAAAAUCAAGCCAAGAGAAACAAAGGAAAAAAGGCCCUUGCAGCAACUUGGAGUGAUAGUGAUGAGGAAAAGAACUCCACAGCCAGUGAAGGAUCAGAUGAGGAGAAGCAGGUACUUGCAUUCAUGGCCCAAAGCUGUAAUCCAGUUGAAUCUGAAGAUGAUGCAGUCUCCACCUCAUCAGAAGCAGACAGCACAGGUCGUCAACAUGCUUAUGAAGAAAUGUUUGCACAAUGGGAGUACAUGACUAAACAGAUUCGUGCCCUAAAGAACUCCCUUGAGCAAGUGGAGACUGAAAAAGGAAAGUUAGAAGACUCUGUCAAAAACCUCAACCGACUUCUUGAUGAAAAGGAGAAUGAGAUCUACAAACUCACAGCUGAUCUAAUCCGAACCAAGCAAGCUUUACAGUUCAUUCCCCCAGGCACUGCUGCCAUCAAUCAAACCCUACAGCUUCAGAAGCCCUAUGGUGAUCGAACUUCAUUAGGAUAUAAGAUGCUUUACAAGCAAGGGAAUGAGUUGUCUGUUGAGCAUUCCUUACCUUCCAAUGUCAAUUCAUCAAAGAAGGAAGAUGGGUCUCCUGACACCUCAAUCACCAUUAAUGAAUCUCACUCAUCUGAGAGGAGACAGGUUCCAACUGGACCCACCAAACUCAAAUUUGAAGGAAGGAGGACUGAUGCUGACAACUUUCCACAGAAUGACAAUUUCAUUCCUACAUGUCAUUUCUGUAAUAGGAGAGGUCACAUUCGACCUAAGUGUUACAAAUUGCAGAACUACUUGAAAGCCAUGAUCAAUCGACCAAAUAGUUUCCCUCCACCAAAUAAGUCACAUCGACGCAAACCUCGUCAAGAAUGGAAAAUAAAGUCCAAACCAAAUUAUGAUGUUGGUUUGGUUGCAAAGCUAUCUCGGUCUGCCUUUGUUGAAGGUCAGUGGUACUUCGACAGUGGAUGUUCGCGUCACAUGACUGGAAAUAAGAAAUUGCUAGUUAACUUCAAAGAUGAAAAAGGAGGAUCUGUCACUUUUGGGGAUGGCAACAAAGGACAGAUUGCUGGGAGAGGUGAUGUAAAUGUGAAUGGAGCAGCUCAACUGACAAAUGUCUUAUAUGUGAGAGGACUCAAAGCAAAUCUCAUCAGCAUCGGUCAAUUGUGUGACGACAAUCUCUCUGUAAGUUUCACUAAAACUCAAUGUUUAGUUUCAUCUAAUGGGUGUGUUGUCUUAACAGGAAACAGAACUGUAGACCAGUGCUAUGCUGUAUGCAAUACCAUAGUGUGCAACAGGACCUUCUUGGACAAACCUGACUUAUGGCACUACAGGCUGGGACACUUGAACUACAGAGAUCUCCAAAGAUUGGUGAAGCUUCAAGCUGUAAAGGGAAUUCCUGACAUGAAAGUUUCCAAGGAAAGAGUAUGUGGUCCAUGUCAGCUUGGAAAACAGCAUAAGGCAUCUCAUCCCACAAUUAAUAAACUUCUCACCUCUCGUGUGUUGGAACUAAUGCAUGUUGACUUAAUGGGGCCAAUGCAGAAUGAAAGUAUCAGUGGAAAAAGAUAUGUAAUGGUCUUGGUGGAUGACUACUCUCGGUUUACCUGGGUUGAAUUUCUUAGAGACAAGUCUGACACAUUUGGAUCAUUCUCUGCCUUGAUACUGAGAUUGCAAACUGAGAAAGACUCCAAAGUUGGAAAAGUUUUUUGA
Cannabis sativa is the source of this 2763-nucleotide messenger RNA. RefSeq lists its product as uncharacterized. The transcript has 4 exons. The record is from RefSeq and is a predicted model, not a curated record. Gene Ontology annotation, molecular function: nucleic acid binding. Lineage: Eukaryota; Viridiplantae; Streptophyta; Magnoliopsida; Rosales; Cannabaceae. Bases 1 to 2763 code for a protein of 920 amino acids.